UUCAAUGGACUUAAGGAAAAACAGUCUUUGGACUAUAAAAAUGAGAGCAUUGCCAGUUGACAGGCAUCAGAAGCGAGUCAAUCGUAGUCUUGUUAACAACUUAAAUAUAGUCAAUAAAUUCCAAAGAAAACCAGCAACAUGAAGUUCGCCGUAUUUACCGUAGUCGUGCUUGCUUUGGUCUUCCAAGCCCAAUCGUCUAUCAUCCCAAUUGGAAUCAAUGGUAUUGGACCAUCUCUAUCAGUCUCAGGACCUUUGGGACCAGUCAUCCUCCCAAACGGAGCUGUGUCCAUUCAAGGUUCAGUCAUCCAAGGAAUUCCUAACAUCCUCUCCAUCCAAGGACUUCCAGCUGCCGUCACUGUUGCCCAAUCACCAAUUCAAGCAGUAGCCCUUCCAGCUCCAGUUGCCGCAGUUGCUGCUCCAGCUGUUGUCGGUGUUGAAGGAACUUAUGUGGCCAAGACUCGUGGUGCUGUUCACGUUGCUCCUCUUGCAGGACACACACAAUCCGCUGCUUCCGUUAAUCUUCAACCAGCCCCAGGAACUUUGUAAACAAAAAAAAAAUGAAAACAUUUUUGUGAACCCCCAAACUGUACCAAAUUUCUGAAAAUCUGUUAAUUGCUUCCUUAGUUUUGUAAGUUCUAUGAAUAAAAUGCAACACGAACGUCUAAGAGUCGUAAAAACAAAA
This is a messenger RNA of Eupeodes corollae, 682 nucleotides long. Its product is annotated as adult cuticle protein 1-like. The record is from RefSeq and is a predicted model, not a curated record. The coding region runs from base 139 to 546 and encodes 135 amino acids. NCBI's taxonomy places the organism in Eukaryota, Metazoa, Arthropoda, Insecta, Diptera, Syrphidae. The transcript is spliced from 2 exons.